This is a messenger RNA of Suillus clintonianus, 3178 nucleotides long. RefSeq lists its product as uncharacterized. Lineage: Eukaryota; Fungi; Basidiomycota; Agaricomycetes; Boletales; Suillaceae. Gene Ontology annotation, cellular component: cytoskeleton; cytoplasm. The transcript has 9 exons. The coding region runs from base 317 to 3073 and encodes 918 amino acids. Gene Ontology annotation, molecular function: protein binding; GTPase activator activity. Gene Ontology annotation, biological process: signal transduction. The record is from RefSeq and is a predicted model, not a curated record.
UGUAAACUUAUAUUGACCUGAUACACUUGUUCCGAAUUCGGGAGGAUCGAUUACGGCCUUGCAGGGGGUUACUAUCUUUAAGCGAUAGUCGAAACGUUGACUGCGUCGGACCCGUUAACCUUCAAUUUUCUCUUCUUUGAUUUCCUAGUUUUUGGUUGUCUCCUUAUUGCUUUUUCGAUUGGAGAAAUCAACUCAGUUUUCGUGGUCGUCGUCGUCCUGGUGCUCAUUACGUCCAUCGAUUAUUGUCCCUUUGGCGCCUGGGAAAUCUCCAGCUCAUCCGCUUUUUUGAAUCGUCAAGAGGCGCCAUUUCUUGAACAUGGCCGUUGCUGUGGGCGAGAUAGCCGCUGAUCUGAAACCACUUUCUCUGUCAUCAGACACUCAGACAGCCCCUGGGUCACAGGCACCCUCUGCAACCGAUCUAGACGCAAAGACCAAUGGACAUACCACGGACACUUCUGCUAUACCCCAGGUAAACGUCAAUGGGGAACCCAUGCGCAGUCCCCGCCCGUCAGCAAGUUUUGGCCGUGUAGACGCAGAGGAUGCGAGAUGGGGCUCCAAUUUUUGGGUGACUUUAGUAGAUCCGCAGACUAGCACUGUAUUCUUCGCGUGCCCUGCCACUGGACAAGUGAGCUGGGAUCCACCAGCUGGUACGUUUGUUUUGCCUCCGAGCACAGAGGGAGAGUGGUGGGAGCUCAGUGAUGACUCCCGUGGUGGAAUCCCAUACUACUAUCAAACCAAGACGGGGGAGACGGUCUGGGAACGUCCAGAUGGUUUUGUCAUUCCUUUGACUAUCAUUCAACAAUCCGCCCUGGGUCGUCGUCUUUCGCAGAAUGGCAUGCGCAAAACCAAUCCUGAAGUCCAGGAAUCCACCGCAGCGCCAGGUCGGUCCCCCUGUCGAACUCGGACUCGAUCACAGGCAAGUCUAAAAGACGCACGCCAUGUGUCACCCCGUUCCAACGAAGAGCCUCCGUUGCCGCGACAUUCGUUGUCAUCAGCACGGAGUUCGCCAGGAAGGAUAUCAGCUUCUGGGGCUAGCCCGACCAAGAAGUCUCCUACCGUAAGGCGCUCAUUUACCACAGACCAAUACGGUCACGCAAACUCCCCUCGUGGAUGGACAAAUGGACAUCAUCUACCCCCUAUACCCGCAUCCCCUUAUGCAACUGAACCUUCUACACCAACCUCGCGAAAAUCACUGUCAACGCCACCUGCCAAAGUCGCAGCGAACGGAAGCACACGAUCGAGCCCUCGCAACAAGGAGAAAGAAAAACGCCUAGCUUCAGAUACUGAUGACAACUCACCAUCGCGAUCGCGGGCCAAAUCAUCCUCUUAUGUAUCACACCGACCCCCCAUCCCGCAGAGUCUCAACGCGGCUGUGGAAAUGCUGACGUUGUCUGAGCGGCGAGCUGCUUCUGACACUGGUCACGGGCAAGCACCGUCAUCACCACCAGCCAUGGAUAAACCACGGCCGAGCACAAGCCAUUCUCCAAAAGAGAAGGCAAAUGAGAAACGAGAGGUUCCUCAAACUCCCAAACUGGCCGCAAGUAAUAGUUUCUGGAUGACACGCAGUACGUCGACCCAUCCCACAAUACUCGGCAAGACUAUUAGUAGCCCUGUUCUCAACAAAGAGGCAACUAAGAACAUGAGCGCCGUCAAGAACCCAGCAGGAGGAAAACCGAUUCCAAUCACUAGGCAGCCUACUCCCCAUGCCCCUACUGCUACUUUAGCAUCUGGCACAUACCCUGUCCUUCCUCAUGACCUCGCGUCAGACAUCCAACAAUUCGUCGAAUCCGACUAUGCAAGGCAAUACUUCUCGACACAUCGUACUGGCUUCAUAUUCAGGCGCAAGGUUCCCGUCGCACAAAUGAUGACAUGGCAAAAGGCACCGCUCAGCUCGCCACUUCUCACAUUGAAUCGCUCGCUCAAGAACGAUGCAGUCCGGAUUUUCAAGGUUAUCCAACAUAUCAUGGGCGACCGUGAACGUGAGAAAUCGGCUGGUAUUCCAAUUCACAAUGGUUCUACGCACUCCCUCACGGGGAGCACCGUCGGCCUACUAGAGGAAGAACGGUGGUUGCUGGGAGAGGGUUUGGCUCAUGGCGAGCUAAGGGAUGAGAUAUAUUGUCAGUUGAUGAAACAGCUCAACGGGAAUCCCAAUACAGAAAGUGUCUUCAAAGGCUGGCAGAUGCUCUGCGUACUCCUCACUGCGUUCCCGCCCUCAAAAAACUUUGAGACGUACCUGCGUUCUUUUAUGCAACAGCGGACAGGUCAGCAAGAGGGCAGGGUUGACGUGAUAGCCAAGCACUGCCUUCGCCGUCUAGUUGCGAUCUCAAAGAAAGGUCCACGCGGAAAGCCUCCGACGAUGGCAGAGAUCGAGACGGCAUCGGACGCCGCCUUCAACCCAUCCACGUUCGGGGAAUCGCUGGACGCAACCAUGCGCCUGCAAGAGCGCAACUACCCACACGAGAAGAUCCCCAUCAUUCUCCCGUUCCUCGCAGACGGGAUCCUUGCUCUCGGGGGCAUGAAAGCGGAAGGCAUCUUCCGCGUCCCUGGCGAUAGUGACUCCGUGUCGGAACUGAAGUUACGCAUUGAUAGGGGCUAUUAUACUCUUGACAGCGUUGAUGAUCCCCAUGUCCUGGCUUCGUUGCUUAAGCUCUGGUUACGUGAGCUAUGCGACCCACUGGUGCCUGAAGAGAUGUACAACGACUGCAUCACGCAUUCUCGCGAACCUGAGACGUGCAUACAGCUUGUCCGGCGUCUGCCCACGAUAAACAGAAGGGUCGUGGUUUUCCUGAUCAGCUUCUUGCAGUUCUUUUUGGAGGAGAAGGUGCAGACGGUGACGAAGAUGACAUCGGCGAAUUUGGCGUUGGUGAUGGCGCCGAACUUGUUGAGGUGUAAUUCGGAGUCUAUGACCGUUGUGUUCACAAAUGCCCAGUACGAACAAGUGUUCGUCUAUAAUCUUUUAAUGCACCUCAAGUGCGAUCAAAUUGAUACGGAAUAUGUUCCCGUCCAUGGCCUUGGUGCCAGCCUACCAUCACCCCCACAACCUCGCGUUUCUAAAUCUCGCAGCAGAAAGUGACCCAUGCUAUCGUAUAUCCACCAUCUUUUUCUAUACCCACCAUCCAACUUGGAAUUGCAUUCAUGUACAUACAGAUUUCUUCUUUCGGUCCUCGCAAGUGUACCU